This is a messenger RNA of Monoraphidium neglectum, 1764 nucleotides long. RefSeq lists its product as hypothetical. The record is from RefSeq and is a predicted model, not a curated record. Gene Ontology annotation, cellular component: membrane. The transcript has 9 exons. Bases 1 to 1764 code for a protein of 587 amino acids. NCBI's taxonomy places the organism in Eukaryota, Viridiplantae, Chlorophyta, Chlorophyceae, Sphaeropleales, Selenastraceae.
AUGAGUGAGCCGCCAGGUUCAGGCGUACGCGCCACUGAGCCUGUAAACGGCAGCGGCAGAGACGCGGGCCCCGGCCAGCCCACCAGCGCCGAAAUAGGCGGUGCACCUGCAGCGGACAGCCGCGAACCCUCUGGAUCUUCGGGAAACCAGCCCCCCCGCAGGCAGCACGACCUGCUGGAUCGCGCCCCCAUCCCUCGCAACACCUGCGGCUGCGGCGAGGCCCGCGCCCCCGCCUCGCUCGGCCCCUUCCUGCGCUGCGGCGGCUGGCGGCCCCCGCCCGAGCUCGCAGGCCCCGGCGCCAACGGCGGCGACAGCCCCGCUGCGACGCCGCUGGGGCCGGCGUCCGGGGAGGGCGGAGAUGCGCCUUAUGGAUGGUGGACUGGGUCUGCUUUGUUUGUGUCUAAGGACGGCUGGUCAGAGGCGGAUCCAGACGGCCGCGCCGCCACACCCACACCCCCGCCGCCGCCGCGCCUGCUGUGGCGCGACGCCGCCGCCCGCGGCGCCGGCGCCGAUCGCGGCGGCGGCGGCGGCCGCGGGGGCGGCGUGGGGCAGAGGCUGCGGGCGAAGGGGGAGGCGGAGGGGCGGCAGCUGGACGAGUGGGGCGGCUGGAAAUUCUGGAGGUUUGAUCUCGAGAUCCCCGUCGCGUGGCGCGAGCGGCGGAUCUCGUACGAGAUCCGCGCCGCCGACGCGGCCGCGCACCGGGGCGGAGGCCGCGCCGGCGGCGGCGUGCUCGCGAGGCUAGUGGGGCGCGGCGGCGGCGAUAGCGGCAGCGACUGCGGCGGCGGCGGCGGCGAGCCUGAUAGCGGCAAAGGAAGCGGCGACGCCGAAGAGCUUGCUUUCUACAUCGCAGGCGCCGACCAGCCGUGGCGCUGGGGGUUUUACAGCUGCGCGGGCUUCAGCAACGACGUCCCCCUGGAGGAUCAUGACAAGAAGCAUGGCGGCUUCGGCCUGCUGGUGGGCAGCGGGGACCAGCUCUACAACGAUGACGUCUUCACCACGCCCUCCCUCAAAGAAGUGCCGCAGGUCAUGACCUGGGACGACCACGACCUGUUUGACGGCUGGGGCUCGUACCCCGAGAGGGUCCAGACCUGCCCCGUUUUCAAGGGCAUAUACGCCGCCGCCCGGCGCUUCUACCUGCUAUUCCAGCUGCACACCACCCACGCCCUGGCGCGCACCCACCAGUACUUUGGCGGCCGCGGCUACAGCCAACUGCUGCUGCUGGGGCCCAGGGUCGCGCUGGCGCUGCCCGACCAGCGGGCGGAGCGCACCACCCAGCAGGUCGGUCAAACGGUCAACAACACUGCGACGCCUGCGCCCAUGCGCGCCAGGGGUGGCACGAGCGGCCGGGCGGUCGCUACAGAGGACGGAGGCUGGCGCCGCCGGCCCGGCCGCGACGGAGAGGGGGCAUUAGCGCCGCGGCUGAAGGCGGGGCGCGGGCGCCGGCGCGGGAGUCUGCGCGCCCUGCCGCAGAUCAUCGGCAUAGACACCUAUUUUGAGCUGUUCAUGCGGCUCUACCAGCUGCCAGCUGGCGUGCGCCACCUCGUGGUGGUGACCACGGUGCCCCUGGUCUAUCCCCACCUCACCACCUCACAAAAGGUCCUUGAGGUGUGCCACAGGCUGAGCAACAUCCCGGCCAUCUUUCGAGUCCUCAAAGCCACCGGUUUAACCCACCAGGUGUACUCGCACUUUGACGAGCCAGACCUGCUGGACGACCUCAAGAUCUCAGAUCACGGAUCACAAAGUGGCCGGAGCGUGUUUGGCUAA